AUGAGAGAUUCACGAAUAAAAACGGUGACGUUAAAAAGUCAUGAUUUCACCGGUCUUGGUUUUAAUAUAUGCGGAAACAUGAGGGAUGGCAUUUUCGUUAAAGAUAUAUUACACAGGGGUCCAGCUUUUGAAUCGGGAUGUAUAAAUACAGGCAAGCCGUACAAAAGUCGAGUCGCACCUUUAUUUGUACCCAUGGCAACUAAAUUGAAAUAUUUAACUUGA
Pediculus humanus corporis (human body louse) is the source of this 222-nucleotide messenger RNA. RefSeq lists its product as uncharacterized. The record is from RefSeq and is a predicted model, not a curated record. Gene Ontology annotation, molecular function: protein binding. NCBI's taxonomy places the organism in Eukaryota, Metazoa, Arthropoda, Insecta, Psocodea, Pediculidae. The transcript is spliced from 3 exons. Bases 1 to 222 code for a protein of 73 amino acids.